AUGUUUAAUUUUGGCGGGAAUGCAAACACUAAUAACAAUGCCGGCUCAAUGGGUUCAACUACCGGUACCAGCCUCUUUGGAUCAUCGCAACAGCCACAACAACAAAACACUACUCUAGGGGGAGGAUUUGGAUUCAAUAACAACCAGCAGCAGCAACAGCAGCAACCGCAACAACAGCAAGGCGGUAGUCUCUUUUCUGCUGGCAAUGCCACUACAACUGGGACUACCGGACUCUUUGGUAAUAAAUCUACACUAGGUGGUCCAUCGAUGCAAUCUAAUACAAAUACAGGAGGUGGCUUAUUUGGACAACAACAACCACAACAACAACAACAAGGCGGUUCCCUAUUUGGGUCUAAUGCAACAACGAAUACAGCAGGACGCGGUGGACUAUUUGGUAAUAGUAGUACUACGCAGCAACAGCAACCUUCUGGAGGUCUAUUUGGAAGCAAUACAAAUCAGCCUUCAGUGGGAGGUGGUUUGUUUGGAUCGAACCAGCAGCAGCAGCAGCCAGCUGUAACGGCGACGACAGGUGGAUUAUUUGGAAAUAAACCUCAAGGAUUAAGUACUGGAACUUCUGGAGGUUUAUUCGGUAAUAAACCAUCAGGGACUUCUGGGGGAUUAUUUGGCAGUAGAGCACCAACAACAGGUGGAGGACUAUUCGGAAGUAAUAAUAAUAAUCAAACCACAAACACACAAACAGGCCUUUUUGGUAACACUACAAACACACAAGGAGGAUUGUUUGGUAAUCCACAAGGACAAGGCACGACCACUCCAGGAGGAGGAUUGUUUGGUCAACAACAACAGCAGCAGCAGCAGCAACAACCAACUUUAACCACAGUACAGCCUUCAUUUUCAUGGUCACAACAAGCACCUCAACAAAUGAAUCAACAAUCGCAGUCCACUAUGCCAAGACUCCAAGCUCAAAUACAAAUGCAACAACAACAAUUACAGCAACAAAAUACAGUAUAUCCACAACAAAUUCAAGAACAAAUAAUCAAAUGUAAAGAGUCAUGGGAUCCAAAUUCCUCAAAAUCCAAAUUAAGAACAUUCGUUUAUAACAAAGUGAACGAAACUGAAGCCAUGUUAUAUAACAAACCUAUGAAUGCCAACCAAGAAGAAUGGAACAUAGCAAUAGAGAACAAACCAUCAAAUGACGUGAUCCCAAUUCAAAUACACGGUUUUGAAGGAUUGAAUGUACGUAAUCAAUUACAAAUUGAGAAUGUAGCACAAGCUCGCGUCAUACUGAAUCAAGUCCUCGAGAAAUCGACUCAAUUACAACAAAAACAUGAUUUAGACACUGCGGCAAGAAUAUUGAAGGCCAAAUCAAGAAACGUAGAAAUCGAAAGAAGAAUAUUGAAAUUAGGUUCUCAAAUUUCCAUUUUGAAAAAUAGAGGUGUACCAUUAAAUAUAAAUGAAGAGAAAAUGUGGUCUCAAUUCAAGCAAUUACUGAAGAAAAGUGAAGAUCCUGCAGCUCUGGGGAAAACUAAUGAACUAUGGGCUCGUCUCGCGGUAUUGAAAGAACGUGCUAAAAAUGUAUCUGAUAAAUUAGAUAGUACGUUAGUGGUAAUCGGUGAUAAUGGUGGUUCCUCCACUUCCUCUACAAAUAGUAAAGAAAAUAUGGUUAAUAAAUUGGCAGAUGAUGAGGAAAAGAAUAAAAUUGAUAAGAUUGCCGAGAUUUUGAGUAAUCAACAACGUGGUAUAUAUUAUUUGAAUGAAGUUCUUGAAAAUGAUCAAAGGGCAAUAGACAAGGCUUUGAAAAGUUAG
Naumovozyma dairenensis CBS 421 is the source of this 1764-nucleotide messenger RNA. It is a transcript of the gene NUP57, whose product is annotated as FG-nucleoporin NUP57. Bases 1 to 1764 code for a protein of 587 amino acids. Gene Ontology annotation, biological process: nuclear pore organization; NLS-bearing protein import into nucleus; protein localization to nuclear inner membrane. Gene Ontology annotation, molecular function: structural constituent of nuclear pore. The transcript has a single exon. NCBI's taxonomy places the organism in Eukaryota, Fungi, Ascomycota, Saccharomycetes, Saccharomycetales, Saccharomycetaceae. Gene Ontology annotation, cellular component: nuclear pore central transport channel; nuclear pore. The record is from RefSeq and is a predicted model, not a curated record.